GAAGUAGUGCUUCUAGCACAAAGGAGGAGGGAAUAAGGGAAAAAAGAAAAGUAACAUCGUAACAACAAUGGCUUCUCUCCUUCAGUAUCUUUGUUCGAUCAUGUUAUGCGCUGCAUUGCUACAGAUAUCAUUCAGUACAACGACAUUAGCCGCCGGCUAUUAUGCGCCUGUUUUCCGGCCAACGGCAUGGCAACUCGCUCAUGCCACAUUCUACGGAGAUGAGUCGGCAUCUGCCACCAAUGGAGGAGCUUGUGGGUAUGGAAAUGUAUUCACAAGUGGGUAUGGCACAGAUACGGCAGCCUUGAGCUCAGUACUAUUUCAGAAUGGAUAUGCCUGCGGCCAAUGCUUCCAAAUCCGCUGCACUCAGUCGCCAUAUUGCUUCAAGACCAUCACCACUAUAACCGCCACAAACCUUUGCCCUCCAAACUGGGGCCAAGACUCCAACAAUGGAGGGUGGUGCAACCCGCCCCGGACACAUUUCGACAUGGCCAAACCUGCAUUCAUGAAAAUUGCUCAAUGGAAAGCCGGUAUUGUCCCCGUCAUGUAUCGCAGGGUACCAUGUCCAAGUAGAGGCGGGAUCCGAUUCACCUUCCAAGGAAACGGAUACUGGUUGCUGGUUUACGUGAUGAAUGUCGGUGGAGGCGGCGACAUUUCGAGCGUGUGGGUGAAGGGAACAAGGACAGGUUGGAUCAGCAUGAGCCAUAACUGGGGAGCUUCAUACCAGGCAUUUUCAACACUAUCAGGGCAGGCACUUUCCUUCAAGCUUACUUCCUACACUUCAAAGCAGACUAUUAUUGUGUACAAUGUUGCUCCUUCCAAUUGGCAACCAGGAAUGACUUAUCAGGGCACCGUCAAUUUCCAUUGAUAAAAGUAGGAAUGACACAACCCUUUUUUGCAUUGCUGUUAUGCCUCAUCAAAGGGAUCAAUCUAUUGAGAAACUUUUGGCUUUUGUCUUUGUUUGUCCUUCUUCUUCUUCUUCUCCUUCUUUUUUGUUUUUUUUGGUUGUGUUUUCUGAUUUCCCUGAAAUUGUAAAAUGUUUCUUGUGGCCAAA
Molecule: messenger RNA, 1051 nt
Organism: Oldenlandia corymbosa var. corymbosa
Lineage: Eukaryota; Viridiplantae; Streptophyta; Magnoliopsida; Gentianales; Rubiaceae
Source: the annotation of a GenBank genome assembly